UUUCCCGAUUUGGAUAUAAAAAUCGCCCCGUCCAAUUUUGGUCAAAACGAAAUCGUCUGAGUUGCAACUAACUACUUCUAGUCCGAAUACAAUUGUGCCUUAUUUAGACAACGAUGUCUGCUGAAUUCAGCAACGAUAAGGUGUUUUCACCAAGAACUGAGAUAAACUUCAGCUCUUCUUCAUCUUACUCGUCCAGAUCCUCAGUGUCUAGGGCUGGGUCGGUGUCAGAGAUAGACUUCUUGGAUGCAGACUACAGCGAUGUUUUUACCAAAGAAAAUUCACCAGCCGUCAACGCUUCCCCCAAACAGACGACAGAAACCUCUACAACGAAGCGCAAACGCUAUAACAAGUCCAGGAAAAGAGACAGAAGUCCGGCAUUGGUGGAGAAAAUCAAGAAGACCAGGAGAGUAAAAGCAAACGACAGAGAGCGAAACCGCAUGCACGGACUGAACGACGCGCUGGAGAGUCUGAGGAAAGUCCUUCCGGAGAGUGCCACAGGGGACAACAAACUGACAAAGAUCGAGACCCUUAGGAUGGCGUACAACUACAUAUGGACUCUGUCAAAGACCCUGGAACUUCUGGAGAAAAUUCCCGACCAGGACGGAGUUCCUGACACUCAAAUGUUGGUUAGUUCCGGACUGAAGCAGGAGGUGGGUCCGGCGCCGUGUGCCGUGAGCGAUAAACAUAGCCGGUGUUAUAACGACUUUGUGCCACCGACCAGUGAACCCAUCAGUGGACACUUUGUGGACUUCAUGGCCAACAGAGUGCUACCGCAAGGGAACAGUGUUCAAACUACAAACAACGUCGUCUUCCAUUCUCUGUUUCCGUCUUACCCCACGUCCCCGGAAAGCCUCACCAGCAGCUCCCCUGUCACCUCACCCCUCUCCACGUAUUCCGAGGCCUCUCCGAUUCAUUCCAACAUGGUCUGCGGACAUCGUGCCUGGAACAAUACAAUGUACAAUGGACGCCUCCAGUCCGCGACGGCCGAGGAAUUCUCGGAUACUUCCGAGGGCUAUUCCUACGAGAUGUUUCCGUGAUCCCGGACUUUAUGCAGACAGCAAAUUGUGAUAUUUUUGUAAAUUAUUGUAUUUAAAAUAUGAGAGAAGCAUUACAUGUAUGAAUAUAUUUUUCGAUUUGAAUAUAUAUUUUAUUAACUGAA
This is a messenger RNA of Magallana angulata, 1159 nucleotides long. RefSeq names its product neurogenic differentiation factor 1-like. NCBI's taxonomy places the organism in Eukaryota, Metazoa, Mollusca, Bivalvia, Ostreida, Ostreidae. The record is from RefSeq and is a predicted model, not a curated record. The transcript has a single exon. Gene Ontology annotation, molecular function: protein dimerization activity. The coding region runs from base 114 to 1037 and encodes 307 amino acids.